AUGAUAAAUGAAGAUGAUGCACGAUGGCCUAAGAAAAAUGUUGUCGGGCGACAAGAAUUAGAGAUUCGUCUUGGAAACGAACAUAUCUCAUUUGAGAGAUUAAUUCUUGCGCAGACUGCAAAAAUUGGGUCACUAGUUGAUGUGCAAGAAAGUGACGAUCCGGAAGGUCUUCGUGUGUUCUACUAUCUAGUGCAGGAUUUGAAGUGUCUAGUGUUUUCUUUAAUCGGAUUACACUUUAAGAUUAAACCGAUUUAA
Ambispora gerdemannii is the source of this 255-nucleotide messenger RNA. Lineage: Eukaryota; Fungi; Glomeromycota; Glomeromycetes; Archaeosporales; Ambisporaceae. The record is from the annotation of a GenBank genome assembly.